AGGGAGGGAUGUUUGGGGGGCGGGGGUCCUGAUGACGGCAUCGGAGCGCGCCACACCGGGGCGCUGAGCUCGGCUGCGCGUCUCGGGACUGCGCCCGCACCCUGGCAGGUCCUAGAGCUGCCCUAUUUCAACAUGGGGCUGGAGGCCCAAAGGCUGCCUGAGGCUGAGGAAGCUCCGGUGAGGGUGGCCCUCCGAGUCCGCCCAUUACUGCCCAAGGAGCUGCUGCACGGCCAUCAGAGCUGCCUGCAGGCGGAGCCCGAGCAUGGCCGAAUCACCCUGGGGCGGGACCGCCGCUUUGGAUUCCAUGUGGUUCUGGGAGAGGACACUGGACAAGAGGCUGUGUACCAGGCUUGCGUCCAGCCCCUUCUCGAGGCCUUCUUUGAGGGCUUCAAUGCCACCGUCUUUGCCUAUGGUCAGACAGGCUCGGGGAAGACGUAUACCAUGGGGGAGGCCAGUGUGGCCUCCCUGCAUGAAGAUGAACAGGGCAUCAUCCCAAGGGCCAUGGCCGAGGCCUUCAAGCUCAUUGAUGAGAAUGACCUGCUGGACUGUCUGGUGCAUGUGUCCUACCUGGAGGUGUACAAGGAAGAGUUCCGAGAUCUGCUAGAAGUGGGCACUGCCAGCCGGGACAUCCAGCUUCGGGAAGACGAGCGGGGAAAUGUCGUGCUGUGUGGGGUGAAAGAAGUGGACGUGGAAGGCCUGGAUGAGGUGCUGAGCCUCCUGGAGAUGGGCAACGCUGCGCGGCACACAGGCGCCACACACUUCAACCGCCUCUCCAGCCGCUCACACACGGUCUUCACAGUGACUCUGGAGCAGCGAGGGCGGGCUCCUAGCCGCCUACCUCGACCUGCCGCGGGACACCUGCUGGUCUCCAAAUUCCACUUCGUGGACCUUGCAGGCUCCGAGAGGGUUCUCAAGACCGGCAGCACCGGCGAAAGGCUCAAAGAGAGCAUCCAGAUUAACAGCACCCUGCUGGCGCUGGGCAAUGUCAUCAGCGCUCUGGGGGAUCCCCAGCGCCGCGGCAGCCACAUCCCCUACCGCGACUCCAAGAUUACCCGGAUCCUCAAAGACUCCCUGGGAGGGAAUGCCAAGACGGUGAUGAUCGCCUGCGUCAGCCCCUCCUCCUCCGACUUCGACGAGACCCUCAACACCCUCAACUACGCCAGCCGUGCCCAGAACAUCCGCAAUCGCGCCACAGUCAACUGGAAGCCGGAGGCCGAGCGCGCCCCCGACGAACAAGGGGCAGGCGCGCGCGGGCCGCCGCGACACCGCUCGGAGACGCGCAUCAUCCACCGCGGCCGGCGCCCUCCCUGCCCCGCCGUGGGCUCGGCCGCAGCCGCGGCGGGCCUGGGCGCCGAGUGCGCGCGCUGCCGGGCUCGCACCAGCGCCGCCUACAGCCUCCUGCGAGAGUUGCAGGCCGAGCCAGGGCUGCCGGGCGCUGCUGUCCGCAAGGUGCGGGACUGGCUGUGCGCGGUGGAGGGCGAGCGCAGCGCGCUGAGCUCCGCCUCCGGGCCCGACAGCGGCAUUGAGAGCGCCCCAGCGGAGGACCAGGCGGCACAAGGGACCAGCGGGAGAAAGGGAGAUGAAGGGGCCCAGCAGCUGUCGCUCCUGCAGAGCCAGGUGGCCCGGCUAGAGGAGGAGAAUCGCGACUUUCUGGCGGCGUUGGAGGACGCCAUGGAGCAGUACAAGCUACAGAGUGACCGCCUGCGGGAGCAGCAGGAGGAGAUGGUGGAGCUUCGGCUGCGGCUAGAGCUGGCGCGUCCUGGCUGGGGAGCACCGGCACUAUGGCAGGGCUUGCCUCCCGGCUCCUUUGUGCCUCGGCCUCACACAGCCCCCCUGGGAGGUGCACAUCCUCAUGGGAUGGGCGUGGUGCCCCCUGCUUGUCUUCCUGGAGAAGAAGUUGGUUCUGAGCAGGUGGCAAAUGGCAGGGAAGUCAAGGCGGAGGUGUCGGCCCAGGUGGACAAGCUGGGAAGUGGCUCUUCCACUACAUCCGAAGAGGAAGGGGAGGAGGAGGACGACGAAGAAGAGGAGCCACCCAGGCGGACCUUGUACCUGCGCAGAAAUGGGAUCAGCAACUGGAGCCAGAGAGCAGGCGUGCGUCCAGGGAGCCCAACUGACAGGAAGGGCCCAGAGGUCUGCCUAGAAGAGCCAGCUGCUGCCAUCCCAGCACCCCAAGUUGGUGGUGGCAAGGUCCCAGUUCAGACCCGCCAGAACCCAGCUGCCAUGGCCUCUGAGUGGCGACUGGCCCAGGCUCAGCAGAAGAUCCGUGAACUGGCCAUCAACAUCCGAAUGAAGGAGGAGCUCAUUGGUGAGCUGGUCCGCACAGGGAAGGCCGCCCAAGCCCUAAACCGCCAGCAUAGCCAACGCAUCAGGGAGCUGGAGCAAGAGGCGGAGCGUGUGCGGGCGGAGCUGUGUGAAGGGCAGAGACAGCUCCGGGAGCUGGAGGGCAGGGAGCCCCAGGAUGCCAACGAGAGGUCCAGGCUUCAGGAAUUCCGCAAGAGAGUGGCUGCAGCCCAGAGCCAGGUGCAGUUCCAGCCCAACAGCGCCAGCCACUGUGCCAGGCUCCUGCCACCCCUGUUCAUAGCCCCGUGGCUGCUGUGUGGGUCUCAGGUGCUGAAGGAGAAGAAGCAGGCAACAGAGCGGCUGGUGUCACUGUCGGCUCAAAGUGAGACUCGGCUGCAGGAGCUGGAGAGGAAUGUGCGGCUCAUGCGACGACAGCAGGGGCAGCUGCAGAGGCGGCUCCGGGAGGAGACAGAGCAGAAGCGGCGCCUAGAGACAGAGAUGAACAAGCGGCAGCAUCGUGUCAAGGAGCUGGAGCUGAAGCAUGAGCAACAGCAAAAGAUCCUGAAAAUCAAGACUGAGGAGAUUGCAGCCUUCCAGAGGAAGAGGCGCAGCGGCAGCAAUGGCUCCGUGGUCAGCCUGGAGCAGCAGCAGAAGAUUGAGGAGCAGAAGAAGUGGCUGGACCAGGAGAUGGAAAAGGUGCUGCAGCAGCGGCGGGCGCUGGAGGAGCUGGGAGAGGAGCUCCACAAGCGGGAAGUCAUCCUGGCCAAGAAGGAGGCCCUGAUGCAGGAGAAGACGGGGCUAGAGAGCAAGCGCCUGAGGUCCAGCCAGGUGAGCCCCCACCACAAGAUUCCUGGCAAGGCCCUAAAUGAGGACAUCGUGCGCGUGUCCAGCCGUCUAGAACACCUGGAGAAGGAGCUGUCUGAGAAGAGUGGGCAGCUUCGGCAAGGCAGUGCCCAGAACCAGCAGCAGAUCCGAGGGGAGAUAGACACCCUGCGCCAGGAGAAGGACUCCCUGCUGAAGCAGCGCCUGGAGAUUGAUAGCAAGCUGAGGCAGGGAAGCCUGCUGUCCCCUGAGGAGGAGAGGACCCUUUUCCAGCUAGAUGAAGCCAUCGAGGCCCUGGAUGCUGCCAUUGAGUACAAGAACGAGGCUAUCACAUGUCGCCAGCGGGUGCUGCGGGCUUCGGCCUCCCUGCUGUCACAGUGUGAGAUGAAUCUCAUGGCCAAACUCAGCUACCUCUCCUCCUCAGAGACCAGAGCCCUGCUGUGCAAGUAUUUUGACAAGGUGGUAACACUCCGAGAGGAACAACACCAGCAACAGAUCGCGUUCUCGGAACUGGAGAUGCAGCUGGAGGAGCAGCAGCGGCUGGUGUAUUGGCUGGAGGUAGCACUGGAGCGGCAGCGCCUGGAGAUGGACCGCCAACUAACCCUGCAGCAGAAGGAGCACGAGCAGAACGUGCAGCUACUCCUUCAGCAGGGUCGAGACCACCUUGGUGAGGGGUUAGCAGACAGCAAGAGGCAAUAUGAGGCUCGGAUUCAAGCUCUGGAGAAGGAACUGGGCCGACACAUGUGGAUAAACCAGGAGCUGAAACAGAAGCUCAGUGGAGGAAACACUGUGGGCCAGAGCCGGGGUGGUGAGAGGAGAAGCCUCUGCUUGGAAAACCGACAAGGCCUUGGAAAUGAAGAUGGGCUCCACCCAGCAGCUUCUGAACCUCUCUGGCAGUCCUCCCUUCUGGAGGGAGCACCCCGGGCCUGGGAUGAGGCCCGGGACUUGGUCCAUGCCCCACUACCCCUAACAUGGAAACGUUCAAGCCUGUGCAGUGAGCAGGGCUCCUCUGAGGAGCUGAGGGCCCGGGAAACAACUGAACCCCCAGUAGGGCGGGUGUUACCAGUGGGUGAAGCUGGCCUCUCCUGGAACUUUGGACCUUUGCCUAAGCCCAGGUGGGAACCCCGAAGAACCAGCCCAGGGAUGAUUGAUGUCAGGAAAAACCCUUUGUAGGCCUUGGUCAGGCCCUGCCUCAGAUUCCAGUCCUGCUGAGAGGAGAGACUGCCUGUUUUGCUUUGUGAAGGACAGUCCUUGCCUAGAGUCUCAUCUUUACACCAAUUGGAGUCAUCAAAUUUGGGCUAUAGCCCAGGAGAACUGGACUUUGCCCACUGUGGUGCUUAGCAGUCUUUUUUGUUUUAAAUACUUACAAAUUCCUCCUAUCCACUUCCUUUAAGCUACCUUUUCAUUUGUGGGACAAUUCUGGCUUUAAGCCUGUGUGCCCAGAGUUCUAGAGAUUAUCCAAGGCUUGUCACAAAAUGGUCAGUAGCAACAGGGUUAUGGCUUCAAUGGUCUUAUAUAGAUGGGGGAACUGGGAAAGUUAUUAGCAUUUUUAGAAUUUUAAAAAAUAUCAUUUAAUAAUAAACAGGAGUAAUCUCAUUAUGGCUUACAUCUUAAA
This is a messenger RNA of Meriones unguiculatus (Mongolian gerbil), 4717 nucleotides long. It is a transcript of the gene Kif7, whose product is annotated as kinesin family member 7. The record is from RefSeq and is a predicted model, not a curated record. Bases 133 to 4275 code for a protein of 1380 amino acids. NCBI's taxonomy places the organism in Eukaryota, Metazoa, Chordata, Mammalia, Rodentia, Muridae. Gene Ontology annotation, biological process: microtubule-based movement; mitotic spindle organization. The transcript has 20 exons. Gene Ontology annotation, molecular function: microtubule binding; ATP binding; microtubule motor activity.